Molecule: messenger RNA, 1428 nt
Organism: Aureobasidium uvarum
Lineage: Eukaryota; Fungi; Ascomycota; Dothideomycetes; Dothideales; Saccotheciaceae
Source: the annotation of a GenBank genome assembly
AUGUCGACCACCAUGGCCGCUACCCCUGGCUUGUCCUCUUUUCUCAAAUCUCUCAAACAUACCGAUGUGGAGACUUCGAUCGAACAUUUCAUCUCGUAUGUUUCUAGCCAUCGUUAUGUCAAGGACAUUUCAUCUGACAAUGUCAANAGUCUUCUGAAGAGACGCCAGAUCAGAAACUCCAGGCCGUGUGCUAUUGCAACCACUCAACUACUGCUUCGCAUUGUUGCCGCUUCAAAGACUAGAGAUGCCGCCUCCCUGAUCGAGCGUGUGCGUAAGGUUGGUCAGCGCUUGAUAGCUGCCCAGCCCCGCGAGAUGGCAGUCGGCAACAUCGUGCGCCGUGUCCUUGGUCUGAUCAGAGAAGUCGAGGAGACAGGCCUAGACGCUGGUGCUUUCAGCGAGGCCGACCAGAGCGAUGAACCCCACCAGAACCACAACAACUCAUUGCACAGACCAGGCUUGAACUCUCACAUUUCGGCCUUUAGCCCGCUAAAUCACGGCUCUGCUGCACCAUCUGAAGUGAACCUGAGGCAGGAGAGUCUCUCAUCGGCCGACUUUAACGACGGCAUGGGAGCUCACAGACCCCCGCUUCUUACUUCUCACACAUCCUACGCCACUGGUCCUCAAGUCACUUCGCUAUUCGGCCUUCUUUCACACCCAGAUGAGCCUUCUCCAGUAGCGACUCCGCCAACUGGCGCCCAAUCUCCAGUCUCAAAAAGCGGUCUACGCUUAGGCAGCAUCCCCGAGGCAGGCCAAACCAAAAUGGACGUCAAAGCCGAAGUCAUCGACGGGAUUAAGGAGCUCGUCGACGAACUCGAAAUCGUCGACGACCAAAUCGCCGCAUCCGCACUCGAGCACAUUCACGCAAACGAGAUUAUCCUCACGCACACUUCUUCGCAGACGGUCCAAAAGUUCCUCAUCGCUGCGGCUCGCAAGCGAAAGUUUACUGUUAUUCAUGCUGAAGCUUAUCCUAACGAUCAUGUGGAUACACACGCUACCAUCUUGACUGGCGGCAAGAAGGGCGACGAUGAUGACGAAGAGGCUGAUGAGCGAUGGAAGCCGCUCAUCUCUAUGGGUAUCCAGGUCAUCAUGAUCCCGGACUCUGCCGUCUUUGCCCUCAUGUCGCGCGUCAACAAGGUCAUCCUCGCACCACACACUGUCCUUGCCAAUGGCGGUUUGAUCGCAGCUACGGGUGCUCUCACCAUCGCGCAAGCUGCAAAAGUGCAUCAAACUCCUGUUGUGGUGGUCAGUGGUGUCUACAAACUCAGCCCCGUAUAUCCCUUUGACAUGGAAGAGUUGGUCGAGUACGGUGACCCGGGCAAGGUUAUCGAUUUCCAGCAGGGCGAUUUGGUUGAAAAUGUUGAUGUCAACAAUCCCAUCUACGAUUAUGUGGGUGCUGAUCUUGUGGACUUGUACAUCACCAAUCUGUAA